GUCUCAGAUGACUCGAUUUUUCGGUUUCCAUCGAUUAGGUUAUAAGUGUUAAAAUUUACCGAAUAUAACAAUUAGCGAAUUAGUACAAUUAAAUUAUUUUUUUAAAUAGUCAAUUUUGCAAUUUCCGUUUUAUAUAAAUCUAACUUUAAGAUUCGUUUAUCUUAAAAUGGGUGAUAAUACUGAAAAUAAAGAAGGAGGAGAUAGCACAGGGGAAACUCAGGGCCAAGGGACAGUUUCUGCUUCCAAAAGCUCUAAGAAAAGGAAUCGUCGGAAAAAUAAACAGAAUAACAAUAGCGACAUGACUGUUCGUAUAGAUUCUGUGAAGCUAAAUGUCAAUGAAAUAGAGCUGCCUGGCAGUUGUAAUAUUUCUUUUCAGGAAAUUAAAAAAGCUAUGGAAGUUUUAUCUAUCCAACAGAAGGCUGCCAAAACUACUGAAGAAGCAAUGCAAAAACAAUAUCAGUUUUGGAGUACUCAACCUGUCCCUCGAAUGGAUGAGAAGAUCACAGUUUGUGGUCCAAUUGAACCAGAUAAAGCUGUUUCUGAGAUCAGACAGGAGCCUUAUUCGUUACCAGAAGGUUUUACAUGGGAUACUUUGAUCUUAGAUGAUCCUUUAGUUCUGAAAGAGCUCUAUACUCUAUUAACAGAAAAUUAUGUUGAGGAUGAUGAUGCUAUGUUUAGGUUUGAUUACCCCCCUCAAUUUCUGAAAUGGGCUUUGCAGCCACCAGGUUGGAAGAAAGAUUGGCAUUGUGGUGUUCGAGUAUCGAAAAGUGGCCGUCUUGUCGGAUUUAUAUCUGCAAUACCUGCAAAAUUAUCAAUAUAUGGCCAGAAGCAGUCGAUAGUUGAAAUUAAUUUCCUUUGUGUGCAUAAGAAGCUGCGGAGUAAACGUGUUGCUCCAGUUCUGAUAAGGGAAAUAACAAGGCGUGUGAAUCUCACAGGUAUCUUCCAAGCAGUCUACACAGCUGGUGUAGUGCUACCAAAGCCCGUGGGCACAUGCAGAUAUUGGCAUAGAUCGUUAAAUCCUAAAAAGCUGAUAGAAGUAAAAUUCUCACAUUUGAGUCGUAAUAUGACUAUGCAGAGGACAUUAAAACUGUAUAAACUGCCGGAACAAACAAAAACACCUGGUUUCAGAAAACUCGUUCCAGCAGACCUUCCAAAAGCCAAAAAACUUCUGUCAGAUUACCUGUCUAAAUUUGACCUUGCACCUGUCUUCUCCGAUGAAGAAGUAAGAUAUUGGUUUCUUCCACAACCUGGAAUUGUUGACGCUUUUGUUGUUGAAGUUGAUGGAGAAGUUACUGAUCUGGUCAGUUACUAUACCCUUCCCUCAACUGUGAUGCAUCAUCCUGUCUACAGAACCCUCAAAGCCGCUUACUCGUUCUACAACGUUUCUACUAAAACUCCUUGGGUUGACCUCAUGACAGAUGCUCUCAUAUCAGCAAAAAAUGCUGGUUUUGACGUAUUUAAUGCUCUUGAUUUAAUGGAGAAUAAGGAAUUUUUAGAACCUCUUAAAUUCGGAAUUGGAGAUGGAAAUCUUCAAUACUAUUUAUUCAAUUGGAGGUGCCCCCCUAUUCCUCCCAAUAAGAUUGGGCUGGUGUUGCAGUAGGAUUGGUUUGUAGCAUUGGUACAAUAACCACGACCUCUGCUCAUUUGAUAUCAUUAUCUCCCCAACUAGUCGAUUUUUGUAUUUCUGUGUCUUUUACCUAUUUCUCUUUGUAUGUUUCUCCUAUCGAUCCAAUUCCAUUUUAAAUUCUCGUUUGAAUUUAUGGGGCCUAAAGUGUCUAUCUUAAUAGGCUUACAGAAAAGAUAGGAUGAGGGUAGCCUUAAAUGUUACUAUUACUGGAGCAAUACCAUCAAAUAAUAAUACACCAAGUUAUAAACAGAAGGUACAAUUAACUGCUAAAUCAUAUUUUCUUUUGUUUUUUUUAUUCUGAAGAAUUAAUUAAACUGUUAUUUAAAAUAAUGUCAAUAUUAAAUUAUUGCUUUGAUUUUAUAAUCAAAUUGAUUGGUCAAGUAUAAUGUAUACUAUUUUACUUAUCACUGUUGUACAAAUAGACUUUUUUUUUUUUUUAAUUUGCUCAGUUUAUUUGAAAGCACUAUUUAGUUCUCGGUUGCUGAAGUAAUCUGAGUAAGAUGUUGGAGGUACAAGUUAUAAUGAAAAUCAGCCAUUGUUUUAUAUUUAUAUAAAGUUGUAUAGUGAAUUUAUACAUAAUUUAUCUUGCAUUGUUGGUUAAUAUUGAUGAUGCAUAAUAAAAUUUAAAGCACCAACCUAA
Nezara viridula (southern green stink bug) is the source of this 2267-nucleotide messenger RNA. The record is from the annotation of a GenBank genome assembly. NCBI's taxonomy places the organism in Eukaryota, Metazoa, Arthropoda, Insecta, Hemiptera, Pentatomidae.